AUGUCGGAUGCAUUAUUCACAUAUACUGUGAGUAAAGCAACGGGAUUAAGUAAACGUUUCGAUGGUGUUGGUGGAUUGAGUGGCGGUGGUUGUGUUACACGUUUACUUGCAGAUUAUGAAAGCAAAUGGUAUAGUCAAAUAAUGGAUUAUUUAUUUUUACCAGGGUUUGGUGCUUCGUUACAUAUACUUAAAGUUGAAAUUGGUGGUGAUGUGCAAUCAACUGAUGGAACAGAACCUUCUCAUAUGCAUACAGCUGAUGAUGAAAAUUAUCGACGAGGUUAUGAAUGGAAUACCAUGGUGGAAGCAAAACGAAGAAAUCCAAACAUCACUUUAUAUGCUCUCAGUUGGGGAUUUCCUGGUUGGGUCGGUGAAGGAACAAAAUCGCCUUGGACUAAUAGUACUGUUAGAUAUACUAUAAAUUGGCUUUUAGGUGCAAAGAAAUAUUACAAUCUGGAUAUUGAUUACGUAGGAAUUUGGAAUGAACGUGAUUGGAACAAAGGAUAUACACUCACACUCAAAGCAGCAAUCGCUGCAGCUGGGCUCAAAACAAAGAUUGUCGGUCAUGAUUCAUGGUGGGAUUUUUGCGACACUUUAGCUAAAGAUCCUGAAUGGUUAGCUGCCGUUGAUGUUAUUGGAGCGCAUUAUGUUGGUUCAUCUAUACCAAAAGAAUGUGCUGCUCUUGACAAAAUUCAAUGGUCAAGUGAAGAUAUGUCACUCGAUUAUGAUACCGGUUCUCUAUGUUGGGCAAGAUCAUUGAAUCAAAAUUACGUUCGUGCGAAUUUAACUGCAACUAUUGCUUGGGAUUUAAUUAAUUCAUUCUAUGAUGGAUUACCAUGGGGUGGUGUUGGAAUACUACGUGCUAAUGAACCAUGGUCAGGACAUUAUCAAAUUGGACGACUUCUAUGGGUAUCAGCACAUUGGGGACAGUUUACCAAAGCGGGAUGGUCCUUUUUGAAACAUCAAUCAGGUGUUGGAUUGCUCGAUAAUGGUGGUAGUUAUGUCUCUUUAACCGAUCCAACUGGUCAACAAUUGACUAUCAUUAUCGAAACGAUGGAUCGUGAUCGUUCUCAAUGUGCACAUUCGAGUACGGUAUACUAUAAUACAACUAAUCAAACAGCAACUUUCCAACUCGACAAUUCUUUUAGUCAUAUUACUAAAUUAUAUGUUUUCUUCACGGAUCUCAAUAUAUUGGAUGUAGAUCAAGCCUUCACCUACAAAGGAAUCGUUACUUUAGAUAGUGGAGAAUUUACAAUUCAAUUACCAGUUGGUGUACUUUAUACUCUUUCAACAAUUAACGGUACAAAAGGUGCUUACGAAGCUCCACCAUCUCAACCAUUUCCAUUACCAUAUGCAGAUAAUUUUGACAAACAUCAGGUAUCCAGUGAAGCACCAUAUUUUUCUGAUCAGACAGGCUCAUGGGAAAUCAUAGAUACAGCAAGCACUCGUGGUAAAACUAUGAGACAAAUGGUACCUGAAACAACUAUUAAUUGGUGCGAUGAAGCAAUCUAUCCAUAUACUAUUAUUGGUAAUUCUAGUUGGAAACAACCUUUAAAUGUUAGUGUGGAUGUUACGAUUGAGAAAAAUGGAACUGCUUUCGUUGCUUUAGGAGUAUCACAAGGAGGUUGUGGUACUGGAAGUCCUGGCAUUGUAUUCAGUGUCAGUACAACUAAUAAUGGAUUCUGGCAAAUAACUAAUAAUACGCAGAUUAAAAAUCCAGUUGCUUCUGGAAUGGUUUCUAUUGUAGCUGGCACUUGGUAUACAUUGACACUUGUUGUUUUACAAGAUUAUUCAAUAGGAUAUGUUAAUGGUGAUGCAGUUGGUCGAUGUGAAUUGAAUGCAUCUAGUUCUUCUGGAUGGGCUGCAAUUGGAUCAUCUUGGGACUACGUACAAUUUGACAAUUUUCGUUUACAAUCACCAAAUUGA
This is a messenger RNA of Adineta ricciae, 1923 nucleotides long. NCBI's taxonomy places the organism in Eukaryota, Metazoa, Rotifera, Eurotatoria, Adinetida, Adinetidae. The record is from the annotation of a GenBank genome assembly.